Octopus sinensis (East Asian common octopus) is the source of this 5287-nucleotide messenger RNA. Its product is annotated as transport and Golgi organization protein 1 homolog. The record is from RefSeq and is a predicted model, not a curated record. Gene Ontology annotation, biological process: vesicle cargo loading; protein secretion; endoplasmic reticulum to Golgi vesicle-mediated transport. Gene Ontology annotation, cellular component: endoplasmic reticulum membrane; endoplasmic reticulum exit site. The coding region runs from base 92 to 4711 and encodes 1539 amino acids. The transcript is spliced from 29 exons. NCBI's taxonomy places the organism in Eukaryota, Metazoa, Mollusca, Cephalopoda, Octopoda, Octopodidae. Gene Ontology annotation, molecular function: protein binding.
AGAGAGAGAGCGAGGGAGAAAGAUUGAUAGAUAGAGAGAGAGAGAGAUGUGUGAGAGUGUAUGUAUAUAAUUUCAACACCUGACAUACGCCAUGUCACUUGCUGACGACGCUUGCCAUACGGUUUCAAAUUCAGUCGCGUGCAGGAAUACUACCACUACAAGGAGUAGAAUAACACCCACUACAGCACCAAUACCGUUACUAUUUCUACUACCAGAACCACAACAGAUGGUCACGGCAACGGUCCGCCCCAUGUGGAACAUACACAAAACUGACAAUUCACAUAGAAACACUGCCAGCGGACAGUUUACGCGGGACCAUCGAAAGAUUUCGCCUUCGCCGGUUUUCUUAAAUUUUCCACUAUUAUUGUUCUUACUCCUGUUGACAAUCUCUCCUAUCUGCCACGUUGAUGCUUUGAACAAGGUUUCAAAUUUGCGUCUUUGUGCCGACGCAGAGUGCAAAGAAACAAUCUCCCGUGCAAUAGCCAUCAAGAGGUACCAAUCCAAGAACACUCAGUUUCUGUCAUUGAUCAAGGACCAGGUUAUUGAUGUGAAGAGUAAAGGAGGUGGGCGCGUCCCCUACCUUUGGGGUGGUGAGGUAGAUGGACAGUUUGGCUAUUUCCCCAUAUCCCAUGUCAAAGAAAUAGAGGUGUUAGUUUCAAAUCCUUCGCAUCUUGUUGCCACAGGGGAAAAUUACCCUGAGAAAAAGUCAGAGGUAGAAUCUGAUGAUCCAGAAGAUGAAGUUGAUUUCGAACUGACAGAUGACAAACAUGGUGCUACGCAGCAAGAUGAUGAUGUGGAAGACGAGACUGAAACAACUUCUGAAGAUAACGCAGACUUGACACCCACUGAUACAACCCCUAGUGAGACUAACAAGUCUAAGCAAGAUAAGCAAGCUGGAGAGGCAGAGUCUCCUGGCCAAAGCAGACAGGUUGAUGAUGAGACAGAAAUCUCAGAAGAUGACAAUGGUGGUCUAGCUACAGAUGAGAAAACACAAAAUGAAGGAAAAAGAGAUAGUAAUGAAGGCAAAAAAAUAUUAACAAAGGAUGAAUCAAUUGACCAAACUGCUGAUGAAGUAAUGGCAGCAAUGAACUCUUUAGAAACAAUGACUAUGAUGCCAGGACAAAGAUCACAUGUGGACAAUUUGCAGACAACUUUGUUAAGCAACAAUGAAGGUUAUAGUGAAAAUGGGAGGAAAGCUGCAGAUAUCGAUGGCAGACAAGAACAAGAAAAGCAACAACAAUGGCCACAUGUGAUGAAGACUUCACCAGUUAAGGAGUUCCAGCAAGACAUGUCCACCUCAGCUUCAGUAUUGUUAUCAUCUUCUUCUGAUGCAACAACUGGCCAUCCACAUUCAGCAACACACAUUAAUGAAGCAACAUUCUAUGACAAUGAGCCAAACAGCAGUUCAUUAGGAUUUGACAGUGCACAAGCAAGCAUUGUACCCACUCGUUCAGUAACUUUUGACAAUAGAGCUUCGAAAAAUUAUGAGCAAAGACUUUCCUCAGAGGCCGAUAAAUUUUUACAUACCUCCAAUGGCAAUGUUGAUGGACAAGGCAGUGUGGGUUAUGAAAGAAACAUGGAGACCAUGAAGUUGACUUCUAGUAGUGGUGGCAGUGGCACAGCAACUGAUGCUCCUGGAAGUACAAUACCUUCUUCAUGGGUGCAUGCAACUGUGCCACCCAUCACAGGUCACCACAGUGAUGAUAAGGAUGACUCUAUGAGGGGUACAUCAAUCUCUGUGUCACCCUCAACAACAAAACCCUUCUUAAGCAGUUCAAUGAGUUAUGAUAACAGUGGUGGUGACAGUUCUAGCAAUUAUAAUGAUAGUGAUAAUGUUCCUGUUGUCGAUCAAAGUUCGGAAAGAUGGAAUAGCAUAGGAGAAAGCAACAACAAUGAUAUUCUUGCUAAUGAAAAUGGUGAUGCUAAUUCUGUUGUUGAUGUUAAUAGUAAUGACAGAAAUGCUGGUGGUGGGGUUGCCACAGCAACAGAUCCAACUAUGGCCACAAUGACAUCAUCUCCUCCACAUCUUGAUUUAAGCGAUGCAUUCCACACGUCCGGAUCGGAGUUCAUGUCUCGAAAGACUCUUUCUGUAUCAUCAACAUCAACAAUGGCUGCAGCCUCCUCUUCAUCAUCUUUUGCUAAUGGCAAUGACCAGAAGAAGCAAGAUGAUUAUGACAGUCAUCAUGAUGUUGAUAAUGAAGGAACAGAACAUGAAGACGCAGGACUCAAGAAUUCAAAAGAAAGCCACCAUCAUCAUACUCAUAAUGGUAAUGAAGAGUUUACUUCAUCAGCAUCUCCACAAGGUGACCAAUAUGGAGACAAGCCAAAGCAGCCAGAUGUACAGACAGAUCAUGGGGUACACAGCAGAGACGAUCAUCACGAUAACAACAACAAUCACUAUCAUCAUGAUCAUUCACAUCAACAUCUAUCAUCAUCAAUGGAAAAUGAGGCAGCAAAAGAGCGGAAUGAAAAUGAGGCGAGUCAUUCAGGGGAAUCAAACGACCAUCACCACAGAACUGUUAACCAAGAUGACUCGGGAGAAUCAACAAUGUCAAUGUGGUGCAGGUAUUUUGCUGCAAAGAUCGACAUUUUUGUUAACUACAUUGUGGACAUGGCUCCCGAUAGUAUCCGAGAUAUCGUCCAACAGGAGACACUGGGUAUCCCAACUCAUGUGGUGGUCCUAGCUCCAAUAUUCAGUCUGGUGUUUCUCAUUGGAUAUCUUCUUUGUACCUCAUGUUCAAACGGGAGCAAUAAACCAAAGGAGAAUCCACUCUCAAUUAUCCGAAACCUUGAAGAGAAGCUAUUCAUCACAACAAAGGAAAAUGAGAUUCUUGAGGAUAAGGUUCAAACCAUGUGUGAGAAGCUUACUUUGAUGGAGGAGGAAGCGAGAACCCAUGCUGAUUCUACUGGAUCAUUUGAAGUAGACCUUGAACAAUACAAGCUUGAAAAUCGAAAGUUGAGGAAAGAGAUGGAAACUUUAGCAUUUCAAGUAUCAUGUCUCCAAGAUAAAUUGCUGGAUCACAGUUCCAUGAUUGAACAGAAAGAUGAUGAGAUCCAGUCUUUAAGUGACGAACUGAAGGAAGUUAGUGAAAAGCAAGAAAAGAACUCUUAUGAAGUAAACACAAAAACUGAAGAGAUCACUACACUACAGUCACAAGUACAAACAAUGUCAGAUCAAAUCCAGCACUUGGAGGACCGUAAAGAACAACUUAUACAAGAGGUUGAAGGCUGGGAUGAGAAAUAUCGUGAGCUAUCUGACAGUUGUGAACAAUCAAAUGCUGAAUAUUCAGAAAUGCAGGAGAGGCUGGCAUUCAAAGAAAAUGAGCUUGAGCAAAUGAAGUCCUGUUUUCUGCAACUGAAGUGCCUCGAGGAUGACUGUAGCAACAGUGAAGAGACGAGAGGUGAUCACAAUCUUGUGCAACAAAAGAUACAACAAAUGUUGGAUGUUUCUGAGAUGAAUGCAAUGUUAAAACAAUCCGAUGAAGAACGUGAUCAGUUGAAACACCGGCUGGAGAUUGAAGCUGAGAGCCGAGUAGAACUUGAAGAUAAAAUUGCAACGUUAGAGCGUGACAUUGAAACCAUGCAAGCAGACAAGGCAAAAGUUGUUCGUCAGAACCAUGAACUCACAGUAUUGACUUCAUAUCUGAAAGAAAAAGAGCUUCAAUUUCAAAGAGCUUUGGGUGAACAGGAAGUCCUCAAAAACCAGAACAUUACCAAAUUAGGAAGUGCUGAGGAACGAGUCAAGACAAUUGAAGAUGAACUAAGUAAUUACAUACAACAAAAUGAAGAUUUGAAACGAGAAAUCCUCAAAGCUGAGCGAGAUUUUCGUGCACAGAUUGCAGCAAAUGAGAAGAAAGCCCAUGAGAAUUGGCUGGCCACCCGCUGUGCGGAACGGGAAUUAAAGGAAUCAAAGCACGAAUGUGCUGUGUUGCGCCAAAAGUUAACAGAGCUUGAGCGACGAUCAGGUCCAGUUCCAGUCCCUCUCAUCCGGCCAUUAGCCACACGGAAUGUUAUGCCAGCUGGUCUUAUCAAUGGUCCACCUCCAUUGAUGGAAGGUGAGCUCCACCGAAUACCGCUGUCUACACCUCCUGGUGAAGUGCCACAUGGAAGAAGUCCACAUUUAGGAAAUGUAAGGGACGACAUGGGAUUAGAAGGACCUGGUGGCAGCAGCUCGUCAGGACACCGUCCAGACUCUCGGUCAAAGGCCCACCACAUAAGGUCACCUGUGCCUCCACACCCACAUCACCGUGGUGGUCCACCACCUCCUAGAUUGCGUGGUGGGCCUCCACCUCCACAUCCAUCUCCAAUGAUGACUGCAAAGGGUCACGGUCCCAAUUCUGGACCAUUAAAGAAGGGCAUGCCUCAACCAACCCCACCACCAGGGGAUGCCAUGUUUGGUCCACCACCACCACCAGGGGGCAGCAGUACCGAUACACAUCGAAGGUCACCGAUGUCCAAUAAAACUCCCCCACCCCCACCACCAGGAACUCUUCCGCCUCCACCUCAUCACCUUCAUCAUUUGCAUCAUCGGCCACCACCUCCGAGGAUGCCAGGUGAAGGCAGGCCACCACCUCCAAUGAAUGUUGCUCAUGGUCACAGAGGCCCAGUACCGUACAAUAUCCCUCCAAGACCAACAGCUUCACAACAAAGUGACUCUCUUCCACAGAGUCGAGGGGAGAAGAUGCCUCCUAGACAACAUAGUCAAGUUUAAGUCCAGGAUAUAUUUAACAUGGAGUUAAUGUGCUGUUAAUUUGUCUUUGGAGAUAGUUUAAUAUAUGAUUACAUAUAUUUUUAAAUGUGUGUGUAUGGUUGUUUGUGUGUGUGUUUGUAUGUAGGCAUGCAUAUAAAUUUAUGUGCAUGUAUGUGUUUAUGUGUGUGUUUAUACAUACAUACAUAUAUAUAUAUAUAUAUAUCUUACUUUUAUGUAUGUACACAUACAUAUAUCUGUCUCCUCUUGGUCCACUGCUGAAUACAGUUGACCAAUAUACAAACUUAGAGAUAUCUUGGUUCAGACAUGUAAUUUUACAUAGAAUGAACUAGCUGAGUGCGUGUGUGCAUGCGUGCAUGCAUGUGGGAGUAUGUGUGUAUAUAUAUAUGUAUACACACAUACAUAUGUACAUACAUCCACACAUGCAUACAUAUACAUACAAGCAUACAAACAUUUUGCAUAUAUUAGCUCAGGCGACAUUAUGUCCCAUUUCCUAAGGUAUUGGGUUUCUUUUACUUUGUCUGUAAAGUUAUUUUGUAAGUAAAAAUGUGCAAACACAACAUUGAGAAUAUAUAUAUA